AUGAAAACUAUUGCUAUUCUAUCACUUAUUUUAAUAUUAUCUUUUGCAAAAAUAAACAAUGAAAAAGAAGAUGGAAAGAUUAAACCAUUAGGAGAAUCUCCUGAUUAACAUAUUGAUUAUUAAACUAAUUAAAAUAAAAAUAUUGAAGCAGAUUUAGAAUAACCAUUACCUGAAAUAUCUGAACCUUAUAUAUAGCCAACUAAUAUGACAUUGCCUGGAGGAUGGUCAUAAAUAGAUGUUAAUACCGUAAGAUCUAGUUAACAUUAUAAUAAAGUAAAAAGAUUUGCUAAAUCUAAAUUUCAUGGAAAAACCUGUGGAGGUCCCAAAGAUCAAAUGAUUUGGAGAUUAAAAAAAUUCGAGACUUAAGUUGUUGCAGGUUACAACUAUAAAGUUACUUAUGAAGCUAGAUUAAUUGAUGAUUAAUAAUACAGUUAAGCUAUACAUGUAUUCCACAUUUUUGAAAGCAUUGAAGGAGAAAUUAGCUUAGAUGGUUGUGACUUAGGAUAUGUUGCUAUGUCAUGA
Ichthyophthirius multifiliis is the source of this 522-nucleotide messenger RNA. RefSeq lists its product as hypothetical. NCBI's taxonomy places the organism in Eukaryota, Ciliophora, Oligohymenophorea, Hymenostomatida. The transcript has a single exon. The record is from RefSeq and is a predicted model, not a curated record.